Molecule: messenger RNA, 3609 nt
Organism: Pieris brassicae (large cabbage white)
Lineage: Eukaryota; Metazoa; Arthropoda; Insecta; Lepidoptera; Pieridae
Gene: dor
Product: vacuolar protein sorting-associated protein 18 homolog
Exons: 9
Coding region: 134-3055 (973 amino acids)
Biological process (GO): endosome to lysosome transport; endosome organization; lysosome organization
Cellular component (GO): HOPS complex; endosome
Molecular function (GO): protein-macromolecule adaptor activity; protein binding
Source: RefSeq, a predicted model, not a curated record
AUGUCACUUCAAUUAUUAAUCCAAACGCAGAAAGUAAAAUCCUGUUGUUUAUUUAAAAAAAAUCUUCUGUUGAAUUUACAGUUUUUCUAUACGUUUAAUAUAAUCAUCAGCCGGAAACAUCACAUUAACAAGUAUGACAUCGAUUUUUGACCAGUACGAGCAGGCAUCUCAAGUAUCUCAAAAAGUGGUUCCAGCUUCUGAGCAAAUGACUUCAUCGGGUUACAUCAAUAUGCAGCUAGAAGACAAUACGCCCCUUUUUUCCAAACAGAGGAUGAAUUUUAAUCCUUCAGACCUGAUUACUCAUGUAGCAGUUGCAAGUGACUAUUUAGUUUUAGCUAUGGCCAAUGGAAAAUUGUUUAGGAUGGAUUUAAAGAUGCCUGAUCAACAAGAAGAAAUUCAGUACACAAAGAUCAUUCAACCAAAUUCAAAAUUAACUGCAAUAUUUCUGGAUCCACUGGGUUACCACCUACUACUAGCUUUUGCAGGAAGAAAUAAAGAUGGUAGUCCAGAAUUAGUUUAUCUUCAUCGCAAGAGUACUAAAUUGAAAUCAGUUAGUAAAUCAAGAAACUAUGAAGUAACUGAAGUUGGUUGGAAUUAUGAGAAUCGAUCUACAUCAAGUACAGGUCCAAUAUUACUUGGUACAUCUCAAGGACACAUACUGGAGAUGGAGCUAGAAGCUGAUAAUGAUAAAAUGUUUACUGCAAGCCAGCAAUAUUGGAGACAGAUUUUUGAUAUCGGCAAAGGAACUGAUACACCAAUUACUGGUAUACAAUUUCACAGAGUGAACAACACAAGCAAAUACUUUAUUUUUGUUACCACACCAACUCGGCUCUAUCAGUUUAUAGGCCAUGCCAUGAUCUCUGAUGAUAAACCAUCCCUACAAUCCAUUUUCCACUCUUAUCUGACAACUCCAGAAACUGGUUUUCAAGAAAUUCCAUCCACACUGAAGUAUUCAAAGUUACAGUUCUUUUUUGAUAAAAGCAAUGAACCUAAAACGUUUGCUUGGCUUACGGAACCAGGAAUAUUCUAUGGACAGCUGGAUCCUUCAUCUCAACAAAACUCUAAUUCUCUAUUUACACAAGGUGAACUUAUCAAUUAUCCUACUGACAAAAGUGAUGGAAAAGAAUCGACUCCCUUGUCAUUUGUAUUAACCGAAUUUCAUGCUUUAGUCAUGUACUCUGAUGGAGUUAAGAGUGUGUCUCUUCUCAAUCAAGAGCUUGUCUAUGAAGAUCGGUAUAAUUCAGAAGUACACGGAAAGCUGAAAAACAUUGUCAAAGAUUCUGUUAGACGUACCAUUUGGGCCGUUACCGACAAAGCCGUGUUUCGAUAUAAGGUUAAUAGAGAAGAGAGAAAUGUCUGGCGAAUUUAUUCCGAUAAAGAACAGUUUGAUCUUGCUAAGCUGUAUUGCCAGAAUAACCCAGCUUACAUAGACAUCAUUAAUGUCAAACAAGCGGAUUUGCUAUUCACAAAGGGUGACUAUGAAAAGAGCGCAGUGAUAUUUGCGGAAACACAAAGCAGUUUUGAAACAAUAUGCCUAAAAUUUCUAGAAGUUGAUCAGAUUAAUGCUUUAAAAGUAUAUCUGAGCAAACGAUUAGAUGCCUUAACUGAUGACGAUAAGACACUAAUCUCUAUGAUAGUAAUUUGGAUGACUGAAUUGUAUGUAUCACAGCUAGCGUCUUUGAGACGCUCAGGAAAGGAUGAUUCUCAAGAAUACCACCAAUUUCAGAGUGAUUUAGAAGUGUUUCUUCUUCAACCAAAAGUGGUACAAUGUAUGCAACAUGUAAAAUCAGUUGUGUAUGACCUAAUGUCCUCAUAUGGGGACAAACAGAAUCUAAUCAAACUGACGGUUAUUAAUGAGGAUUAUGAAAAUGUGGUCGCUCAGCAUAUUUAUAAGAAGUCAUAUCAGGAGGCGUUGAAUAUGCUGCAAUCUUUGAAGAAACCCGAGUUAUUUUAUCAGUUUGCACCAGUAUUAAUGGAAGAGACUCCAACAGAGACAGUGAAUGCGUUGAUUUCGCAAGGCGCAAAGUUAAGUCCCUCAAAGUUGCUUCCCGCGUUUUUAUCCUGUGAAAAUGAUGACAAGCACGCAUCGGAGAUAACUCGAUAUCUAGAAUUUAUGUUGCUGAACUUCAACGUGAAGGAUAAGGCAAUACAUAAUUACCUAUUCACGUUAUACGUUGAAACGGAUAAACCCGCUUUGAUGCGGUAUUUGUCACGACAGGGACGGGAUAUCACUAUGGUGAAUUAUGACGUCCAUUACGCAUUGCGUCUGUGUCGUGAGAACGGUUUAUCAGAGGCGUGUGUCACUUUAUCAGCUCUGCUAGGACUGUGGGAGGCCGCGCUAGAAUUGUCUCUUCAGGUUGAUAUAUCUCUCGCUAAGUCUGUAGCUGCGAUGCCGGAAGAUGUCAGCUUGCAAAAGAGAUUGUGGCUUGGUGUGGCUGAACACAUAAUAACAAAGAACCAGGAUAUAAAAGAGGCGAUGCAAUUGUUAGAAGAAUGUUCUCUUAUCAAGAUUGAGGAUAUACUUCCGUUUUUCAGUGACGUCACCACUAUUGACCACUUUAGUGAACCUAUCUGCCAGUCUUUAGAGGAAUACAACAAUCAAAUAGAGGAGUUGAAGCUUGAAAUGGAAGAUGCCACAAAAUCCGCGGAAUGUGUUCGCAAUGAGAUACAAUCGUUCCGUAAUCGUAGCGUACUAGUUUCGGUGACAGAUGUAUGCUGCGUCUGUGACAUAGCGUUGUUGUUGCGGCCAUUCUAUCUGUUCCCGUGUGCUCAUCGCUUCCAUACGGAUUGUCUUCUUGCGCAAGCGCAGCCUAUACUUGCCCCCGCGCGUCGCAACAAAUUAACGGAUCUCCAACGACAACUAGCAGUCUUGUCAAACGUUGAACUGUCAACAGUGACCUCUAGCGGACUCCCCUUACGUGAAGUACUUCGAAGUGAGAUAGACGACAUUGUGGCUAGUGAAUGUGUGCUCUGUGGAGAACAUAUGAUAGCCAGUAUUGAUCAACCAUUUAUUGCAGAAGAAGAUUGGGAUCGGGUUAUGAAGGAAUGGGAAUGAACGCUUUUGAAUGUUCAUACAUUUGGUUGUCGCUAUGUCUAGGUGUAAACCACCUCCGUUACCCUCAUCUGUGACUGUUUGGUAUACGCGGAGGUCUUUGUUCCUAUUUCUGGUAAAAGAAGAGUAGUUUUCAAUUGGUAUGCAUCGAAAUGCCUUUACAAAGUUAGAUUUUAUAAAACUAAAGCUUCUCAUAAAAAACAUUUCUUUCAAGUAAGACAGUAAUUGUAAAAGAAUGUAAACAUCGGUAUUUUUGUUGCAUAAUGUAGUUCAGAAAUUGUAUUAAAAGUUAAAAUCUCACUUGUAGUACUUUAUCUGAACAAUGUUAGAUUAUAAAUAGUACUUUAUAGGUAUUGAGCUAAAACUAACUCUGAGUUCAAUGCCAUAGUAAAAGGAAUUAUAAUGUAAACCAAAGAAAUAUGGAGGGAAAGACUGAUUCAAGGAAUUUAAAAACCUGGAAAUCAUAUAACAAUUGUAAAUAAAUUGUAUCUAUUUAUAUAAAAUGUAUUUUAAAUUGUAAAAUAAUAUACCUUAUAAUUAUUCUUUUAAGAUCGUUA